AUGCCCUCCACAACCCUCCCCACACCCACGCCCGAUGAACUUGACGACCUCAUCUACUUCACACGCACAGGCGAUUUGGCAAGCUUGAUGUCGCUGGUCACUUCGCUAUGUGGCACACACAAAUGCCCGCCCUCGGUCCUGCUCGCCUCGUCCAUUGAUAUCGACGCCGACGGUCUCGGUUCGCGGUCCUCGCUGCUUCACUACCCCGCGGCCAACGGCAAUCUUGAGAUCAUCACGCACCUCCUGUCCCUGCUCGCACCGUCUGAGUCUCUGGGCACCUCACCUUCGGCGACGACGGCGGACAAGUCUGCACCUUUGCUCGUGAAUCACCGGAACAUAUCUGGCAACACGCCGUUACAUUGGGCCGCGAUGAACGGACACUUGGAUGUGGUCCAGGCGUUGGUCAAGGCUGGCGCAGAUCCUACGAUUGUCAACGAGGCCGGGCGAGACGCCGUGGUGGAAGCGGAGAUGAGUUCAAAGGACGGCGCAAAGGAGUGUGCUGACUGGAUGUUAAGGCACUGCGAAGGACUGGAAAAAGGUGUCGGUGACGAAAGUAUUGGAGCGGGUGGCAGCGGUAGUGGGGAGGUAGAAGAAGAGGCGAAAGAGGAGGCCGCGAACACGCAGGGGCCUGAGCUUGAUGAAGGUGGUGAGAAGUCUGAAACGCCAGUGAGGAAUGGGGAGCAGAAAGAGACGUGA
Fonsecaea nubica is the source of this 696-nucleotide messenger RNA. RefSeq lists its product as hypothetical. Lineage: Eukaryota; Fungi; Ascomycota; Eurotiomycetes; Chaetothyriales; Herpotrichiellaceae. Bases 1 to 696 code for a protein of 231 amino acids. Gene Ontology annotation, molecular function: protein binding. The transcript has a single exon. The record is from RefSeq and is a predicted model, not a curated record.